Leptidea sinapis is the source of this 3259-nucleotide messenger RNA. RefSeq lists its product as uncharacterized. Gene Ontology annotation, molecular function: DNA binding; protein binding. The transcript is spliced from 10 exons. Lineage: Eukaryota; Metazoa; Arthropoda; Insecta; Lepidoptera; Pieridae. The record is from RefSeq and is a predicted model, not a curated record. Bases 106 to 1845 code for a protein of 579 amino acids.
AAAAUUUUCAUACAGAUUUUUCACAGUGUAUGGAAAUUGGAAAUUUAAAUUAGAGAUUAAUUAAAUAUUUAUCAUAAACAAAUAUUGUAUACCUCAACAGUUAUCAUGGAUCCAGAAGAAAAAGAUGCCUGUUACUUUUUACAACUACCAGAAGAAUUAAUUGGGCUCAUUUUAAAGAAAAUGGAAUUGAAAGAGAUAGUAACUCUUGGACAAACUUGCAAAUCAUUUUACAGUUUAAUUUACAAUGACCACCUUCUUUGGAAAAACAGAUGCUUAGAAACAUUACCUGAUCAAAUACACAAAACUGUUGAAACAUAUUGCCGUGGAAAUUGGCUGAAGGAAUUGAAAAAAUUUACCAUCAUCAAGAAAGCUGUUGAAGCAAAAUUAAUGUUAAUGUCUCCAAAGUUUUGCUGGAGAAUCAAUCAAAUAACAUUAGAUGAUAUAAAGGACUUUUUCAUAAUAGCUGCUGAAACUGAGCGAAGUUAUUUCUACACAAUAUCUGUAUUACAGAAUACUGUGCAAAUUGCUCAAAGGAAACUCGAGAAGAACAAAGGAGAAAAACCAUUUACGCUGACAGACAUUUACUAUGCCAAAAUAAUACUACAAUAUUUAAUGCACACUUUUCUUGCUAUAAAAUGGGUCAAGAAACACAUGCAGCAGCAGUUGCGUCCAGAAAUCGUAGUUAACUUUUUCGCACAAUGGGUUGAUCCAGCUAAUUUCUAUUUUGAUGAAAAUGUUGAUGAAAUGUUAACUGACAUAGUUGAGGAAGUCAAAGAUGCGAUACGUGCUGCACGAGCUAUAAAACCACCUCCACCGGGAUGGAAGAAGGUUACCGACAGGGAAGUGCUUACUGCGAUGUCGAAGGUGCUGGUUCAACAGAGACAUAUUGCCAUCACGACAUCAGCUGACCUGGCCUCAUUGAGCAUUGUGAAAGCUUUAAAAAACAAAUGCAGCAACGGUAUCGUCCUCGCUGCGAUCUGGCAAGCCGUUGCAAGGAAAUGUGGUGUCAAGUUGGAGCUGAUUGCAUUCCCCAACCAUUUGUUUUUGGAGUGGAUGGAUGAUUAUGACGAGAAAAAUGUUCGCUGGUACACCAUCUCUAUGAGCACUGGAGAAUUGAUACCAAAACGCCGAUGCCCUUUUUCCCAGACCAACGCCCGUUCCAACUAUUCCUACUGCCCUGAUUCCUUACUUCAAUAUGUUUAUUCUUCGUUUCUUCUCACAAUGGGCGCGAUCAGAAAUUGGCACACACAAAAUGCAUUAUUCAUGCUGAACUUUUUGGGGACAAAUCAAAAUGAUCAAAAUCCAUAUAAAAACUUUUUCCAAUAUCUGAUUGAGGAUGGAGAAUUGUGCACAACCAAUUUACCUAUAGAUAUUAAAUAUCUGAAGAAGGUGUAUCGAAAUAGUAUUCUGUCUUUGUCGACACUAAAUAAACCGACAGAGACAGCGAGUCACGAUGUGGUGGUAAAGAAACACAGCAGCAAUGUGCUGUACGCCGUGGGCAUGGUCUGCUACCACAAGAGGUUCGACUACAUCUGCAUCGUGCGCGGCUGGGACCUGAACGGCGACCACCUGGAGACGGUCAAUGACCUGUUCUUCGGACGGAAGCAACCCUUCUAUCGCGUGACGGCGGCAGAUCAAUCCGAGAGAUAUGUAGCUCAAGAGAAUCUUACCGAAGUGCUGCGUCCAAGUCGAAUCUACCACUUAGAGCCUCAGAUAUCGAAGGAGUUCUCUCACUUUGAUGGCUUCGCGUAUGUCCUGAACGACGAAAAGAAAGUACAAUAUCCAGACGAAGAGGCGAUCAUCGAAGUGCACAGGAACAAAGCUCUAUGUAAAAGGGACUAUUAAUAUGGUUUUAAUAUAUACACAUGGAAAUUAGGCAGAACAAUACCUGUACUAAAUUCUCCAUUUUUUAGGAAGUAGCGAAGCCCUUUAACGCAUUAAUGUACAAUAAACAACUAGACUAGAAAAGUGUCAAUAGCAAAACUCUGCCUACGGAUCUAUUAGGCAGAGUUUUCGUUCAAAGACUUUGAACAACGGCUAUAUAACAACACGAAUCCAUCAUAGAACACGUUUUUUGUUUACAAUAACCAAGCUUGUGUAUCUAGCAACCAGUAACAUAAACUGCAUAAUGAUAGCUCGACUAUUGUAAACACAAGUGGCUAUAGUGUAUCUGUUUAUGUUAGUUUUCGUUCAUCGACUUUGAACAUUAGUGCCACGAAAUUAAGAACAACUUAAAAAAACGAAAAUAAGGUGUUAAUUUGAAUGAAUGUUUUAAUGUUAUCUGUAUAAGUAAAUGUAUAUAUAAACAAUGUAAGUCAGACAUUAAAAAACCUUUACUAGGCGAGGAGUCUAUUUUUAUAGUAUGUCAAUGCCUUUGCGCCUAAUUUCCGCUUCCUCUCUGUUAGUUUAUUAUAACAUAGUGUUGUCUAUAUUCAUCUAUACCUACAUCAUGGCAUCCUUCAUAACCUUAUAAUGUCCAUCCGUGCCCGUGACUUGUCGGGAUACUCGUUUUCGUUUGGUGUAGAGCUAGGUACUCAGCUCAUUAUAUAUAUUUGUGGGUUAAUAUUAUUUUAAAGGCGUAUGUAGUGUACUAUAUAUUGGCUUUUGACGACCGAUAUACAAGUUGAUGUCAAAGUUUAAACAUACACUAAAUUAGUUUUUGGGUAUCAACUGGGUAAGGUUAAUUAAUAGGUAUACUUUAGGCCAGUACUCACGUUUCUUACAUUCCAUAACAUAUUAUUGACAGCAACUUUCUUGAGCGCUGAUUAUAUAGUGGCCUAGUACAGUGCAGGCCUUUAAGUCGUAAAAUGCCAAAUUUUAUUAGUAUGUUAAGACUUUGUGUAUGCCGAAUGCGCUAUUCAAAUUAGAAUGUUAACAUCAAAUACUUUUUGAAGCAUUAAAACGUAUGUAAUUAUAAGUUUAACAAUAAUUAUUUGUUAAAAUGAAUAACAUGAGUUUUAAUUCUUUAAGAAGUAUUAAAAUAAAUGUAUGUUACUCACUAAUACUGUCUUAUUAAUAAACGCAAUGAGAAGUUACUCCAAGUUUAAAAUUUCUUCUCCCUGUCAUGUAAUUCUGUAGUGACAUAGGUAAGAUAAUGACAAAAAGUUAAAAAAACAAAGAAAAAUUAAUUUCGCGUUUAUUAGUAACAAGGAUAAUGUAAAUAUGUUAUUGCUGUGAACAAGUGUUAAUCAAAUGUGGCAUCGGAUGCUAUAUAUAGUGGAUAUAGAAAUAUUAUUUAUUGAUUAAAUGUUGUAGGCAA